Messenger RNA from Antechinus flavipes (yellow-footed antechinus), 3727 nucleotides. RefSeq names its product NUMB endocytic adaptor protein (gene NUMB). The record is from RefSeq and is a predicted model, not a curated record. Gene Ontology annotation, molecular function: cadherin binding. The coding region runs from base 128 to 2059 and encodes 643 amino acids. The transcript is spliced from 11 exons. NCBI's taxonomy places the organism in Eukaryota, Metazoa, Chordata, Mammalia, Dasyuromorphia, Dasyuridae.
GUAUGGAAACGGGUGGGCCUGUUGUCAUGGGGGAGGCGGUGGCGCUUGGUGGCUACUGGCGGCGGAGGAAGAGGCAGGCGGCGGCACUGGAGUUGGACUCGGGCGGCGGCAGGUUGUAUAAGUUAAAAUGAAUAAAUUGCGGCAAAGUUUUAGGAGAAAGAAAGAUGUCUAUGUUCCUGAGGCCAGUCGUCCACAUCAGUGGCAAACAGAUGAAGAGGGUGUUCGUACUGGAAAGUGUAGUUUUCCAGUUAAGUACCUAGGCCAUGUAGAAGUUGAUGAAUCAAGAGGAAUGCACAUUUGUGAAGAUGCUGUAAAGAGAUUGAAAGCUGAAAGGAAGUUCUUCAAAGGCUUCUUUGGAAAAACUGGAAAAAAGGCCGUGAAAGCAGUCCUGUGGGUUUCAGCAGAUGGACUCCGAGUUGUGGAUGAAAAAACUAAGGACCUCAUAGUUGACCAGACAAUAGAGAAAGUUUCUUUCUGUGCCCCAGACAGGAACUUUGACAGGGCUUUCUCUUAUAUUUGUCGUGAUGGCACAACACGACGUUGGAUUUGCCAUUGCUUCAUGGCUGUUAAAGACACGGGAGAAAGAUUGAGUCAUGCAGUGGGUUGUGCUUUUGCAGCCUGCCUGGAACGGAAGCAGAAACGGGAGAAGGAGUGUGGUGUGACAGCCACUUUUGAUGCCAGCAGGACCACAUUUACCAGAGAAGGCUCUUUCCGUGUCACCACGGCUACUGAGCAAGCAGAAAGAGAGGAGAUCAUGAGGCAGAUCCAGGACACAAAGAAAGCUGAAACAGAUGUGAAGACUUCGGUGGCUUCAUCAACACUCAACAACUCUGUCCCAUCCCCAUCUUCUCCUACCUCCCCAACUACUGAUACCACUGCCUCCCUUGAGAUGAAUAAUCCCCAUGCUAUCCCUCGACGUCAUGCACCAAUUGAACAGCUUGCCAGACAAGGUUCAUUCCGAGGCUUUCCUGCCCUUAGUCAGAAGAUGUCACCUUUCAAACGGCAGCUGUCCCUGCGCAUCAAUGAGUUGCCUUCCACUAUGCAAAGGAAGACUGAUUUCCCCAUCAAAAAUGCAGUGCCAGAAGUAGAAGGGGAAGCAGAGAGCAUCAGUUCCUUGUGCUCACAGAUCACUAAUGCCUUCAGCACACCCGAAGACCCUUUCUCAUCUGCCCCCAUGACCAAACCAGUGACAGUGGUGGCGCCCCAGUCCCCUGCCUUUCAAGCUAAUGGCAUUGACCCUGCCUUCCAUGUGUUUGCUGCUAAGCCAGCCCAAACUGCUCUAGCACCCACAGCAUUACCUGUUCGUGAAACCAACCCUUGGGCCCAUGCCCCUCCUGCUGCUAACAAGGAAGUUGCAGCUACACAUCCGGGCACAGAGUGGGGCCCUUCAUCUGGAGCGGCCUCGCCAGGGAUCUUCCAAGCCGGUCAUCGGCGCACACCUUCAGAAGCUGACCGAUGGUUGGAUGAGGUGUCCAAGACGGUGCGAGCCCAGCAGCCCCAGGCGCCAGCCGCCCCCCUGCAGCCGCCUCUCUCCCAGGCUCCCGCCUUCCAGGGAAGUGCUUUCGCUGGCUCUCCGCCCGUGCCAGUGGGCGUGGUGCCUCCCAUGCAGCCGGCCUUCGUCCCUGCCCAGACCUACCCUGUAGCCAACGGGAUGUCCUACCCCUCCUCAAGCGUGCCUGUGGUCGGCAUCACACCCUCACAGAUGGUGGCCCACGUGUUCGGCACCGCGGGCCACACUCAGGCGAGUCUCCCCCACCAGUCGCCUGGCUUGGCCAAGCAGCAGACAUUCCCUCAGUAUGAGCUGAGCAGCGCUGCAGCCAGCCCUUUCUUCAAGGCCUCUGCCCAGCACCUCAACGGCUCUGCUGCUUUCAAUGGGGUAGACAGUAGCAAGUUGGCCUCAGGGGACAAGCCCUUGGAAGCUUCUGCUCCCACUGACCCUGUGGAUCCUUUUGAAGCUCAGUGGGCUGCAUUAGAAGGCAAGUCCAAACAACGCACUAACCCAUCACCAACUAAUCCUUUCUCCAGUGACUUACAGAAGACAUUUGAGAUUGAACUUUAAGCAGUCCUUUUGGCUCGUGCGUACGGUCUGUCUUUUAGGUGAGGGAAGCGGGUUAAAUGAGCAAAGGGGACUUUCUUUUUCUGAUUAGCACACUUUUUGGUAAUCCCAAAGGCCCUCUGGGCCACAGUGCAGGAAAGAAUGAUUUUUAAGAAAAUUGCUUUUUAAAAAUCCCUACAGAUGGCCUUGCCCUGCAAUUAGGGUAAAAGAGUCAUAGAAAUGUGCCCCUCCCCUGCCUUUCUUCCUCUACAGCCCACGUAUCCUGGAGAAACAAAGUGGCUGAAGAGAAGGAGCAGAAAACUGAAGCCCAUUUGCAGGAUGCAGAAUAUGAUGGAAAAUAAUUGAGAUCUACCUUUGUUUUUCAGUACAUCUGCUUGCUCCCCCUAGAGGAGAGAAGGAGCAACAGCAGCAGAAUGUGCUGCCUGCCAGGAUUAAGGAGUAGGGGGAAGAAGCAUCACUAGCCCAGCAAAAGCUAUCUUUUUGGGGGAGAAAGGUGAACUUCCACCUUAAGUAACAAUGGAUAUUAUAUAAAUAUAUAUAAAUAUAUUACAAAAAAAGCCAAAAUUUUUAUUUUUAUGCAUUUAGAAUAUUUUAAAUAGUUCAAUAUUAAAAAGUCGUAAGAGUUGUAAGUAAUCUUGCCAAAGGGAAAGGAAGGUUAGCUGUAAGAAAUUGUAUAUAAGAUUGAUUUAUCAUUGAUUCCUAUAUAAAGUAACCAGAAAAAAAGAGGUUAGAGGGUAUGACGAAGGGGAUUCCUAAUUUGUUCUAUAGCAUACCUUGUAAGUAGCACAUUGCAACCACAAUCAUGAGUCGUGACCAAUAAAGUUCCUAGGUGGUAGUAUUCAAUAAAGACAAUGAAAGAGCAGUAUUGUCCUGGCUUUCAAAUUACUGCAAAAUUCUAUUGGAUCUAAAUUACAUAUAAAUUACAUACACACAUGUAUAUGUAUAGACAUGUAUGUUAUACCCAUAUACAUGUAUACAUAUAUACACAAAUAUAGUCUGUAUUUUCUAUAUUGAUGCUCUUUCCUUGUGUUGAUCCUUCCCAAUUUUGACUCUCCCAGGCCAGUUACAGAGUCAACCACACGACAGUGUGGCUGGGGCCUUGUUUUAGCAGGUGGGCCUCUGACCUCAGCUGUACUUGCUGGUUUUCUUCUCCAUCUUUGAUGAAUAUUUGGGGAAGUGAGAGAUCCUGCUUCCUUUAGCUUUUCAUGGUUUUUAGUUUGGUUUUCCCUUAUCUGUUUGGAUUAUUGAAAAACUCAUCAGCUAUACCUGGUGGACCCCUGGUAACACAAAAUCCCAUCUCAUUUAAUUUUACUUUUAAACGUUGGCCUUACAAUCAAAUGUAAGUUACACAGACACACACACACACACACACACACACACACACACACAUAUAUAUAUAUUUGUACUGAUGACAGUUUAUAAUCUGAUUUAACAGAAAUAAAUGUUGGUGGUAAGAAGCUGUUGCCAGUGGGAUUGUUCUUUCCCCAUUUCUGCUCUAACAAUGUCUAUCUGUUCUUCUUCUGUUUUCUUUUCUGGAUGAUUAUGUCCCGAACCUUGCAAAAUCCAUAAACUCUCAUGUUGCUGUGGGGAAAAAAAUGUUUUACUGGGUACCGUUUAUAUAUCCACUAUUUGUUUUGAUUCAUAACUAAGUAAACAUGGGCCAGUCCUAGA